Molecule: messenger RNA, 2179 nt
Organism: Cannabis sativa
Lineage: Eukaryota; Viridiplantae; Streptophyta; Magnoliopsida; Rosales; Cannabaceae
Exons: 2
Coding region: 784-1209 (141 amino acids)
Source: RefSeq, a predicted model, not a curated record
UAGUGUAUAUUAUAGUUAUUUAAAACAUCCUGUAAAAUUUAAAAAAUUAAUACGUCGAAAAUAAUGCACUGUUUUAAAAGUGGCGCAAUGAUAUACUCCUACCUGUUUCGGCAUUCGGGAGACUUGUUUAGUCUUUUUUUAUGGUCGUGUACAUUAUAAUUAUUUAAUACAUCCUGAACAAUUUUGAAAAUUUUUAAAAAAUUUAACACACCGAAAAUAAAAUUCAAACUUUUUGUCGCGUUUCUUUUAUUUAAAUAAUUAGUUAAAUAUAACAAUUGUGGUAAUUUUUGUUAAUUAAUAUGAUAUUAAUUUAUUUUUUAUUUUAUUAAAAAAUUAAUAUAAUAAUAAGGAAUAUUUUUUUAGUGUAAGUUUUAGUGUUGUGGUUGGAGUAGAAAUAUUUUUUGACGCUAAAUUUGGUGAUAGUGUAACACUAAAUUUAGUAUUUCUUUGGAGAUGCUUACAUAUAUAUUACUUUUAAGCAAAUAAUUAAAUACUCUUUAUUUUAUUUUUCAUUAUUUUUGAGUUUUAUCUUCCCUGUUCAUCUUCUUCUUCUUCUUCUUUUUUUCUAUGUCUACAACAUUAACCAAAGAAAAACUAACCCUCUCCUUUUGUAGUGGGUAACUAAAAAAAAGAGUAUGUAAAGUAGGAAAAAGAAGAAGAUUUGAGAAAGAUAAAGGUGUGGUUGUGUGUGAGAGAGAGAAAUUGAGAGCUUGCUUUGUGACGAGCUUCUUGUAGAACUCUAAUGGUAGGUUCUCUACUAAAUCAGCAUAUCUCAUCCAAGUCAUGGGACGGGCUCCUUUGUGUAAUGUAGCUCCGAACUUAUGGAACAAGCUGUGGAAUUCAAAAAAAUUGGAGUGUCACAAAGUCCUCUGGUGGAGUAUCCUCUCGAAUGAUCUACCUGUAAGGGCUAUCCUUUCUAAGAGAAUGGUUAUUGAUGAGAUCUCUUGCCCCUUUUGUGGUAAUGGUGAUGAAACUAUGGAGCAUUUAUUUCUCUACUGGGAUCUGGCGUCUCACCUUUGGAGAUCUUCCCCUUGGGGGGUUAUGCAUGUUGUGGAGUCUGGGGCCCGCAUGUGGGACUGGAUUAUGGAUCCAGUUUGUUCAAGUCUCACCAGGUUGAUGGUACUCUGGGUUGGUCUCCCCCGCCAGAGGAUUGGGUCAAAAUCAACUGUGAUGUUAGAGUCAGAGUGGAAACCAUGUGUGCGGUGGUGAUUGCGAGAGAUCAUACGGAGUCGAUUUUGUGGGUGGCAACAAACAAGCUUCACUUCUUUGACCCUCUUAUCGGGGAAGCGGCGGCUUGUAUGUUAGCAUUGGAGACGGCAGUCAAACUGCAUCAUUCUUUUGUUAUGGUGGAGAGUGAUUCCGAGAUGGUGGUCAAGAACCUAAAAGGUGUCGAAUCUUUUUGGAGGCUUGAGAACUACACAAGACAAUGCAAGCAUCUCUCUACUUUUUUCACUAGCUGUAAUUUUUCUUUUAUUUCUAGAAACUGUAAUUUUGCGGCACAUAAUGUGGCCAAAUGGGCUUUUGCCAAUAAUGUUUCUGGUAUGGUAGAGGUUUCUACUAUUCCGAAUAUUAUCUUUUGUAAUGACCGUGAGGUCUAACUGCUUUGUUCUUCUAAUAUAUAAACGCUUUAUUUCAAAAAAAAAAAAGUUCAUGUUCUUCAGUCUCUUUAGUCUCAAAACGUUGGCUCCAUCUCUACCGUACUUCUAAGUCCAUCAUCUUUCUCCAACUUACCAUUUUCUGUUACUAGUUUAUUUUAUUAUUAUUUUAAUGUUGUUUUACUGUUGUUUCUUUCAUUGUUUUUAUUACAUUUUUUCAAAUAUUAUUGUACUGCUCUAUAUUUAAUAAUAAUAGGAAAAUAAUUAAAUUUGUGUGUAAGUUAUUUUUUUAGUAUCCUAUGCUCCAAUAUAUAUUCAGUUUUCCUCCGUGUUGUUCCACUGUUGAUUUUUAGUUGUUCUACUUCUUUUCAUUUUUGAUGUCUUCUCUUGUAUGUUCUCUUAUUGUGUCUCAGCUCCCCAUUUUUUGCUGUAUUUGUUAUGUUAUUUCUUUUCCUAGCCAACUUCUAUCUGUUUUUUUGGUUUUGUAGAUUUCACCCUUUUAAUGGAAAGUAAGACUAUUACUGUCCAUGAUUUUUUCAUUCUAGUAGUUGGUUUAACAUGUGUAAUUUGAAACCAAUAUUUGU